Molecule: messenger RNA, 383 nt
Organism: Aspergillus pseudonomiae
Lineage: Eukaryota; Fungi; Ascomycota; Eurotiomycetes; Eurotiales; Aspergillaceae
Exons: 2
Coding region: 71-304 (77 amino acids)
Source: RefSeq, a predicted model, not a curated record
GCUCGGUCAUGUGCAGAGUCGGUAUCCCUUUCGGGUAUAGUCAGGGUCUAGCAUCAUUUUCUGCUGAGUCAUGACCUUCUAUACAAACGUAUCAAUCAGCCUAUUCUCAGUGUAUGUCAACACACUCAUGCUCAGGAAGGCCACGAUCAUCCUAUUCUACAAAAACGUUUUCUAUGUUGUCUACAGAAAAGGGUGUGGAGAAAGAAAUACAAUGGCAUGGCAUCCUGACAAACUAUAUACAACUCGAGACUGCCGCGUUACCAGAAUAUAUAACUGCACAAAUCAUAAAUAUGGCAGGUUGUGAAUUACUACUCUCCCAGACACCUAUUAAAUAAUUGGAUAAUAAUGACAGUAUACCAAGUGAAUGACCACCGACACGAUGG